This is a messenger RNA of Cydia splendana, 1216 nucleotides long. RefSeq lists its product as uncharacterized. The transcript is spliced from 2 exons. The record is from RefSeq and is a predicted model, not a curated record. NCBI's taxonomy places the organism in Eukaryota, Metazoa, Arthropoda, Insecta, Lepidoptera, Tortricidae. The coding region runs from base 55 to 753 and encodes 232 amino acids.
UUGGCUAUCUGUUGACAUUGACAAGAUAAAUUGUCAUAACAUAACGUUCUAUAUAUGGCGGCUAAUUGGUUUGAUAGUUUCCUGUGCGUUUUAAUAAAAAUGGAAAAGGAUGUUCAAAAUGUUCAUUGGACCAACCAGAUAGAGCUGUUGUUUAUCCAGCUCUACCAGGCUGAGCCCAUUUUAUGGGAUGUGUCGUUGAGUGACUACAAAAAUAAAUUACGCACAUACGAUGCGUGGUGCAGGAUAAGUGAUAUAUUGGAAAUACCAGUAGAGAAACUUCAACAAAAGCGAAAUUCCCUAUUAUCCAGCUACAGGGCCUACAAACUUAAAGUGAAAAAGUCGAUAAAGUCCGGGGCCGGUGCGGACGAAGUCUACAAACCAUGUUGGUUCGCGUACGAAGUUAUAGAUAGCUUUUUAGGUGACAAGGAUACACCAAAGAAAACAAUAACGACGGAGGACAAAGAAAAUGUGAAUAAAGAAAAUGAAGAAGAAAAUCUUCAAAAAUCACCACCAACUCAAUCUCAAACUAUCAGAAGGAAACAAAAUCCGCCGGAGCUUCUGCAUGCAGGCCGUAUGGUAGAAGAAGCCCUGAGUACCUUUAACACAACUAUGAAGCAUUGUGUUAAAGAUACUCAGGAUCCAGACGACUGUGAUUUAUAUGGCCAACUUUUGGCCAAAAGGUUGAGAAAGGUUGAGAAUGAUGCAUACAAUAGAUGGUAUGUUCUUGACCUGUCCUCAAAUAAGACAAGUUAACCCAUGGUCAUCAUCAUCACAAGCUACAGCUACUUCCACAAUGCCCCCCUCAUAUUCUAAUCCUUUCACUAUAAUUUCCAACAACACACUCCCUUCCAGGCCUCAAAACGAUGUAUCAAUAGAUAAACCUUUCAAGCCUAUAAUAAUUAAAUCUAGUAAAAUCAUUCGUCCUCAUACAAAUCCAUUCUAAAUAUUAAAGUCACCCAGUAUCAAUCUAAUAUCAAUAUUGAACUUACAGUACCGGCCAAUUAUAUAUAUAUCACCUCCAUGUUUUUUCAGUGGAACCUUUUUUAAAUUUGUAAGUGAUUUCCACCUCACUACUGUAAGUAGGUAGUCUAGUAGCAUAGAGUAAUAUAAGUAAAGAAAGAGUGGUAACUCCAUACAUCAGUUUUCUUACCAAAACGCGAAUUAUUUCGUAGUCGACAUCUAGUGUCAAGUAGCAGAAUUUAUCAGUACUGCUAGU